AUGGCGAAGAAGCGUCGGACUGUCCCUGCCGUCAACCCUUCAGUGUCAUCGGCUCGUGCCAUCACUGCAGCUGAUGUUGCCACAGGGUCUUCAAAAUUUUUAGCCCCAACAGUCCAAGCUGCCGUCACCGCACUGGCUGGCUCCAUCGAGAUUCCGACGGACAUCCCUCAAGAGGGCGCUGCUUCCCCAGGUGGCCUCGUCCAGCCUGCUCCAUCGGCCGGAGACACUGAGACUAUCUCCAUCAUUGAAGAAGCUGAUGAUGCGGCCGGGCCAUCUCCGUCAAGACCAGUACCAGAACCUCAACGUCAGGAGGCAUCGGCUGAUGUAUACCAAGAAGCAGCUGGCCAAAGAGAUCGUGAGCCGAUCAUUGAUGUCCCCGUUGCUGCUCUGACAGCCGAUACGUCCAUGAUGCCUUCACAAACUACCAGGCCUGGUCCUCGUCUCCCAGAAGAAAUCCGGGACCUUCUAGCCGACAUCCAACGUCGCCUCGAUAUCCCCAUCAAAGGCCUGGUAGCCAAUGCAGGCUCUGGGCGCGCCCGAUUCCAAGAAAUCGAAAGUAUGUUGCCCGAUGAGCUUUUUGGAGCUUUCAACCCCGUGGCUUUCAUGGAGUAUCACCGGAUCAAAGUAACAAGGGCUCAACGGCGUAUAUCAGAGCGGAGAGCACAAGCCGAGCAAAUAGUACUGGCCACGUCGGCGGAACAGAGGGUCGAGGAAGAAAAGAAGUAUGAGGCCAUUCAAACCAAAUCGGCUGAGAUCCAGACCCGUUUGGAUCGGCUGAAGCAGGAACGAGCCGAUCUGCAAGCGGCGCUAGCGGCCAAGGAUAAAGAAAUCCAAACAGAGGAAGAUGCCCUGGCCAAAAUCCCUGAAGAACUUGAGAGCCAACAGUCAGCGCUAUCAUCGACCAUAGACCAAGCGAUGCAGCAAUGGGAUGCUGUUAGAACAAUCCCUGGUAGCCUUGAGGAUGAUGCUUAUAUACUUGCUGAAGUCGAUCAAAUCCGCCUCAACGCUAUUGCUGCAAUCCAGAGCUACUUGUAAUGUCCGAUGAUGUAAUUCUUGAACACCUUCCUUUGAUGUAUAUAUAUAUUUUUUGAACUACGGGCGAUAUCCCAUGAUAUCGGCCAUCUGUAGGCGGUAGCUGAGCUAUCGGUUUUCAUUUACUUAAUGCCCUGGUUGCUUUGUCU
Brachypodium distachyon (stiff brome) is the source of this 1181-nucleotide messenger RNA. RefSeq lists its product as uncharacterized. The record is from RefSeq and is a predicted model, not a curated record. Lineage: Eukaryota; Viridiplantae; Streptophyta; Magnoliopsida; Poales; Poaceae. The transcript is spliced from 4 exons. The coding region runs from base 1 to 1035 and encodes 344 amino acids.